AUGUCGUAUUACUUUGCCAUUAUUGGCACUCAGGAUAAUCCUCUCUUCGAGUAUGAGUUCGGGACGGCUAAACAGGGAGGAGAUGGUGUUGCCCGAUUUCCGGAGCAAGCACGGCAUAUGAACCAAUUCAUUGUCCACAGCAGUCUUGAUAUUGUAGAGGAAGCACAGUGGGCACAAGGGCAGAUGUAUUUCAAAUGCAUCGAUCGUUUCUACAACAACUACGUUUCCUGCUUCAUGACAGGUGGAAAUGUCAAAUUCCUCCUCCUUCAUGCUCCUUCUCAGCCCGCUAUCGCAAACACCUCCCGAGCCAGUACUUCUAUAGCUGCGAACCCAACAUCACCGCAAACGGAGGAGGCAAUCAAACAAUUUUUUACGGAAGUCUACGAGAAUUGGGUCAAGACGAUCAUGAGCCCCUUCUACCACGUUAACAUGGAAGUCAAGAGUCCAGUAUUCAGGAGUAGAGUUGCUGCUGCUGGGAAGAAAUAUUUGUGA
Messenger RNA from Lachnellula hyalina, 492 nucleotides. It is a transcript of the gene trs20, whose product is annotated as Transport protein particle 20 kDa subunit. The coding region runs from base 1 to 492 and encodes 163 amino acids. The record is from RefSeq and is a predicted model, not a curated record. Gene Ontology annotation, biological process: endoplasmic reticulum to Golgi vesicle-mediated transport. The transcript has 3 exons. Gene Ontology annotation, cellular component: nucleus; TRAPP complex; cytoplasm. Lineage: Eukaryota; Fungi; Ascomycota; Leotiomycetes; Helotiales; Lachnaceae.